AUGAGAUUCUCCCAUUUCCUAAAAUAUAAUGCAGUUCCAGAAUGGCAGAACCAUUACAUGGAUUAUAAUGAAUUGAAGAAUUUGAUAUAUACUUUGCAAACCGAUGAGUUGAAAAGAAACCCUAAUACUGAGGAUCCUUUUGAUGACCUAGAGAAACAGAGUAAUAAUUCAAGUCCCAAGAGAAAAAAUUUCAAAGAUAAAUUAAAGAAAUUCUCCUUUACCAAGAAAAAUAAUUCAUCUGCUUCUAAUUCAAAUUCAUAUUUAAAUACACUACCACAUAAUGAUACAAUUAUAGAAUUACAAGAUUAUGAUUCACCUGAAAAAGAUCAAUCAGAUUCAAAUAAUACAAGCUCUACUAAGAAAAAUAAAAUUUCUACAAAGAUCCAUUCAUUGAAAAAGCCCAAAGAUUCGUUAUUUUCGUCAUCUCGUCAUUCAUCUAUAUCCUCCAAUGAUGAUAAAUCUUCCAUUGAAAACACUUAUGAUACAUUUGUCAAUAAAUUAACUGAUGAAAGAAACAAGGUAGAUGAUUUUUAUAAGAGAACUGAAUUGAAAUUGUAUGAAAAAUUUGAAAACUUAUUAUUAGAUUUACAAAAAGAACAUAUCAUUAAUCAUCAUGAUUCUAAUAUUUUACAAACUCAAGAUGGAAAUAGUAAUUUCUCAAGUGAACUUACAAUAGAAGAUGAAACAUCACCAUAUUUAAAGGGAAAUUUAAAUAAUUCUAAUGAUCUAAAGGAAACUGCCAUCAUCGAAGAGAUUCAUAAAUCAAGCAAGACUCCAGAUAUUGAAGCAUUAGAACAUACUUCCAUCACAGAAUUAAGAUCAAGAACCACUAUAGAUUACUCAGAAGAAGAUUUCGAUUAUGAAGAAGAUAUAGAACAAUAUGAUGAUCAAGAAAAUACAGCCCUUUUAAACUAUAACGAUUUUAAUAGUCAAUUCUCAAAAGAAAUCUUUAUUAAAACAAUACUAUUAUUAAUUUAUACAUUGAUUUGUGCCAAUUUGAAAUCUUUUAUUGAAUUAAAUUCUAUUGGGUUUACAAAAAUUACUAAAAAGGCUGAUAAAGUUCUACUAUUAACUACGAGAACUGAUUUAAUCCAAUCUCGUGUUUUCUAUAAUGAUAUUUACACUUUCCAAUGGGAUACUUUAGACGUUUUGAAUAAUAAAAUUUCUCAAUUAAUAGAAUUUUAUUCUAUUAUAACAAAUCAAUCUUUAAAUCUAGAAAAUUGUAAAAUGGAAUUGAAAUCUUUCUUACAUGACCAUAUUGUUUGGGAAAGAUCAAAUACUUGGAAGGAUAUGCUAGGCUUAUUAUCACAAACAAAUGAUGAAAUAUCUAAAAAUGAAGAGGAGGAGGCAAGAAGAUUGAAAUUAGGAUUAAGAUAUCGCGAUCUUCCGUUACCCAAACCUAUCAAUAUGGGCAAAUUAGGUACUAUCAAUAAUAUUAAAAUCCCUCUGUUAUUUUUCACUUGGAAAGCUGCAAAAAUUGCAUUCAUCAUAUUAUUUACUGGUCUUCUAUUAGGUAUUAAGACAAUGAAUGAUAGAGUAGAAGGUCGUUGUUUAGCUUUAGUAGAAUGCUGUGUUUUCCUUUGGGCUUUAGAAGCUAUUCCUUUAUUCACCACUGCAUUCUUAGUCCCAAUGUUAGUCGUCUUAUUUAAAGUGCUGAAGAAUGCAGAUGGUACUACAAUGGGGGCAGCCGCAGCAUCAGCCAAAACAUUAUCGACAAUGUGGUCAUCAACAAUUAUGAUUUUAAUUGCUGGUUUUACCUUAGGUGAAGCCUUAUCUCAAUAUGAAAUUGCAAAUGUAUUAGCAUCAUGGUUAUUAGCUGGUGCAGGUACAAAACCAAGUAUGGUUCUUUUAAUGUCAAUGGCAGUCGUGUUUUUCCUUUCUAUGUGGAUUUCUAAUGUGGCAUCACCAGUCUUGACAUAUUCUUUAUUAAAACCUGUCUUAGAUGAUUUAGAUGCUGAUACCCCUUUUGCCAAGGCUAUUAUCAUGGGUAUUGCAUUAGCAGCAGAUGUUGGUGGUAUGGCAUCUCCAAUUUCUUCCCCACAAAAUAUUAUCUCUAUGCAAUAUUUGGCUCCAUAUGGUAUAGGUUGGGGCCAAUUUUUUGCUGUUGCUUUACCUGUAGGUAUUUUGAUUACACUUUGUGCUUGGGGUAUUAUGUGUACAACAUUUAAGAUCAAUGAAACUAAAUUGAAAAAAUUCACCCCAAUUAGAACUGUUUUCACUUUAAAACAAUAUUUCAUCAUUUUUGUCACAAUAGGUACUAUUAUCUUAUGGUGUGUUGAAAAACAAAUUGAAGGUGCAUUUGGUGCAUCUGGUCAAAUUGCUGUCUUGCCAAUUGUUUUAUUCUUUGGUACAGGUCUCUUAACUUCUCAUGAUUUGAACACUUUCCCAUGGUCAACUGUUAUUUUAGCAAUGGGUUCUGUGGCAUUAGGUGAUGCUGUUUCUUCAUCUGGGCUAUUGAAAACCAUUGCUACUUCAUUACAAAAAAGAAUUGAACAUGAUAGUGUUAUGGCUAUUUUAUGUAUCUUUGGUGUCCUAAUGUUAGUUGUUGGUACUUUUGUAUCACAUACUGUCUCUGCAAUUAUUUUGAUUCCACUAGUUCAAGAAAUCGGUGAUUCUUUACCAGAUCCCAAAGCUUCUCCAGUCUUGGUGUUUGGUUGUGCAUUAUUAGCAUCUUGUGGUAUGGCUUUACCAUCUUCAGGUUUCCCUAACGUUACGGCUAUUUCUAUGAUUGAUAAGAAAGGUAGACGUUAUUUGACAAUGGGUGAAUUUCUUUCCAGAGGUGUUCCUACUUCUCUAGCUGGGUUUGUCUUGGUUAUUACGGUUGGUUAUGGUAUUAUGACUUCCAUCUUACACGGUAGAACAACACCAGCUACAUGA
Molecule: messenger RNA, 2877 nt
Organism: Henningerozyma blattae CBS 6284
Lineage: Eukaryota; Fungi; Ascomycota; Saccharomycetes; Saccharomycetales; Saccharomycetaceae
Exons: 1
Coding region: 1-2877 (958 amino acids)
Biological process (GO): polyphosphate metabolic process; phosphate ion transport; monoatomic anion transmembrane transport
Cellular component (GO): membrane
Molecular function (GO): phosphate transmembrane transporter activity
Source: RefSeq, a predicted model, not a curated record